Trifolium pratense (red clover) is the source of this 1672-nucleotide messenger RNA. RefSeq lists its product as uncharacterized. The transcript is spliced from 2 exons. The coding region runs from base 99 to 1631 and encodes 510 amino acids. Lineage: Eukaryota; Viridiplantae; Streptophyta; Magnoliopsida; Fabales; Fabaceae. The record is from RefSeq and is a predicted model, not a curated record.
UUAUACAAAAUCACAUUACGAAGGCAAGAAAAUUUGCUAGGGUUUAUGAUAAUCACAUAAUCAUGGUUGGUCAUGUUUAAAAAACUGCUUAAAGAAAGAUGAGUUUCACCAUAGUUGUACAUCAUGGGGGUCAGUUUGUAAGAGAUUGGAUUGUGUAUUAUAGGGGUGGUAGUGUAACUGUAAUUGAGGGGAUUAAUAAGGACAAAUGGAAUUAUUUGGAAGCAGAGGGUAUUGUGAGAAAGCUAAAAUACGGUAAAAAUAGUUUCAGAAUGUGGUGGAAAGUUGAGGUUGAAUUAGGUUACAAAAUGUUAAGGUUGGACAAAGAUGCCGAUGAUAUUGUUGAUUAUGCCAUAAACAACAAAGUUGAUGCUCAUAUAUAUGUUGAACAUGAUGUUGGUAACAAUGUUUGCCUUGUGGAUGCUCCUAUUUGUCUUGAAUUACAAGCUAAUAAUGAUAUACCUAAUAAUAUUGGGGACAAGAGUAUACGUGUUGGUGUCAAUGAUGAUGCUGGUGAAUAUGAAGAAGGUGAGGGCAGUGACGAAAAUGAGACUAAUAGCAGUGAAGAUGAAGCAAAAGGGAUUCAUUUUGAUGAUAGUGAAGAUGAGAGAGCUUUAGGGUUGGAUGAUGGAUUUGGUUCGAGUGACGAUGAUGUUGAUCCAGAAUUCCUACCCACAAGAAUGAUGGUUGAUGGGCAGACGUACAACUUGAAGACUCGUUUAAAUCAUACAGUGGGAGGUAGUUCAAGUAGUACACCUGCAAUAUGCAAUGUACCUGAUUCUUCAUUAAAUGACCAAUUUGUGAUGGAAACUGAGUAUGUUAGCGAAGAACUUGGAAGUAGUGAUCCCGAUGAUUCCGAUAAUGAAAAGGGACCCAAAUAUGAUCUAUUUAGGAUGGAGGACCUAAAUAAGGACUAUAAAUUCAAAAAGGACUUACAGUUUAAAUCGUUGGAAGAAUUUAAGGAGGCUAUCAUGAAAUGGAAUGUUUUUCAAGGGAGGAAUAUAAAGUUUGUGAAAAAUGACAAGGAAAGGGUUAGAGUGGUAUGUAAGAAAAAAUGUGGUUUUGUGGCUCUUGUAAGCAGAGUGGGAGGUAAGCACACAUUCAUGAUGAAGACGUGGCAUGGUAUUCACUCGUGUACAAGAGAUCCCAAUAAUAAGACUGCAACUGCGAAGUGGGUGGCACAAUUAAUACUUAAUACCAUGAGCACAAGUGACCAUAUGAAGGUAAAUGACAUUUUGACUCACGUAAGGAAAAAUUUCUCUGUCAACAUCAGCUUUUGGAGAGCUUGGAAAGCAAAACAGAUGGCUAAGGAAAUUGUAGAAGGUAAUGCUGCACGACAAUAUAAUCUAUUAUGGAGAUAUUCUGCAGAGCUUAGGAGGGUAUCUGAUAAUGGUAACACUUGCAAAAUCACAAUUGAGAGACCACAUCCAACUUUACAACCUAGGUUUGGAAGCUUUUAUUUUUCAUUUGAUGGUUGCAAAAAGGGGUUUUUGAAAGCAUGUCGACCUUUCAUUGGAGUUGAUGGUUGUCAUCUAAUGGCUAUAUGUUACCAACUAUUAGUGGCUUAUAAUGCCAACUCUUGGUGUAUUUUGAGUAUUAAUGGCUAUAUGUUACCAACUAUUAGUGUAUUUUAAAUACUGAAGGAGUUAUAUAAAUCAAAUUUUAUUUUAAGUAA